Lepus europaeus (European hare) is the source of this 6737-nucleotide messenger RNA. RefSeq names its product UDP-glucuronosyltransferase 2B13-like. The record is from RefSeq and is a predicted model, not a curated record. The transcript has 6 exons. Gene Ontology annotation, molecular function: UDP-glycosyltransferase activity. The coding region runs from base 27 to 1622 and encodes 531 amino acids. Lineage: Eukaryota; Metazoa; Chordata; Mammalia; Lagomorpha; Leporidae.
GAGAGGAAGCACUGCACUUCACCAGGAUGUCUCUGAAAUGCGUUUCAGUUCUGCUGCUGCUGCUACAGCUGAGCUGCUGCUUCAGCUCUGGGAGCUGUGGGAAGGUGCUGGUGUGGCCUAUGGAAUUCAGUCACUGGAUGAAUAUGAAGACAAUCCUGGAUGAACUUGUCCAGCGAGGCCAUGAAGUCACCGUCCUGAGAUCUUCAGCUUCUAUUGUAAUUGGUUCCAACAAUGAAUCGGGAAUUAAAUUUGAAACUUUCCAUACAUCCUACAGUAAAGAUGAAAUCGAGGACCUUUUCAUGGAUUGGUUCUAUAUAUCGAUAUAUAAUGUGUCAUUAGAGAAUUACUGGGAAACCUUUUCAUUAAUGAAAAUGUUUGUUUUAAAAUAUUCUGACAUUUAUGAAGCUAUCUGCAAAGAAGUCGUUUUGAACAAGAAACUCAUGACAAAGCUGCAGGAAUCAAGAUUUGAUGUUGUUCUUGCAGAUCCUGUUAGUCCUGGUGGUGAGCUGCUGGCUGAGCUACUUAAAAUACCCCUCGUGUACAGUCUUCGUGGCUUUGCUGGCUACAUAUUGCAAAAGCAUGGUGGAGGACUCUUAUUGCCUCCUUCCUAUGUACCUGUUAUGAUGUCUGGUCUAAGCAGUCAAAUGACAUUCAUGGAGAGGGUGCAAAAUCUGCUAUGCAUGCUUUACUUUGACUUUUGGUUCCCAAAAUUCAAUGAGAAGCGAUGGGAUCGAUUUUACAGUGAAGUACUGGGAAGACCUGCUACAUUCUUGGAGCUAUUGGGGAAAGCUGACAUGUGGCUCAUUCGAAGCUACUGGGACUUGGAGUUUCCUCGUCCACUUUUACCAAACUUUGAUUUCAUCGGAGGGCUCCACUGCAAACCUGCCAAACCUCUGCCUCAGGAGAUGGAAGACUUUGUGCAGAGCUCUGGAGAAGAGGGAGUGGUGGUGUUUUCCCUGGGGUCAAUGAUCAGCAACCUGACAGAAGAAAGGGCCAAUGUGAUUGCAUCAGCCUUUGCCCAGCUGCCACAAAAGGUUCUUUGGCGAUUUGAAGGCAAGAAACCAGACACGAUAGGAUCCAACACUCGGCUCUAUAAGUGGAUACCCCAGAAUGACCUUCUUGGUCAUCCAAAAACCAAGGCUUUUAUAACUCAUGGUGGAGCCAAUGGUGUCUUUGAGGCAAUCUACCAUGGCAUUCCUAUGGUGGGCCUUCCUUUGUUUGGAGAUCAACUUGAUAACAUUGUCUACAUGAAGGCCAAGGGAGCAGCUGUUAAGUUGGACUUGAAAACAAUGUCAAGUGCAGAUUUGCUCAAUGCCUUGAAGACAGUCAUUAAUGACCCUUCCUAUAAGGAGAAUGCCAUGAGGUUAUCAAGAAUUCACCACGAUCAGCCCAUGAAGCCGCUGGACCGAGCAGUCUUCUGGAUCGAGUAUGUCAUGCGCCACAAAGGAGCCAAACACCUUCGGGUUGCAGCCCACGACCUCACCUGGUACCAAUACCACUCUCUGGAUGUGAUUGGGUUCCUUCUGGCCUGUGUGGCAAUCACUACUUACCUUGUCAUGAAAUGUUGCCUUCUUGUUUAUCGAAAUGUUGUUGGGUCAGGAAAGAAGAAAAAGAGAGAUUAGAGCUUAUUAAUUUCUAAGGCUGUUAAUUUACCAGAGUUGAAAUCAUUCCUUUUAUAUCAAAGACUAUGUGUCAUUGUGUGGAAGAUGGUCCUUCUCAUUUGGUCAGACCUGUGCCUUCCUGAUUUUUCCAAAUGUUUCAUUCUUGAUUAAACAUUUAGAAACACACAACUCAAAUUGCAGAGAUCCUCAAGUAAUACUACUUUAAUCACAGCACUGAAAAAUGAGACUCACUGGAACUUUAACCUGCUGGUGGUUGAGGAGUGUAGCCUGAAGUUUUCAUGUGCAUUUCCAGAAACAUCAUCUAUUGAAUUCAAUACAAUCAAGUAGAACAUUUGUAUCCAAACCAAAGAAAACCAGAGCCAAAUCCUUGUAAGGAGGGGUACACAGAUUUUACCAAGAUUUCCAUGAAAAUAAGAGAGAUUCCAGGAUAAACUGACCUGAACCGUAACUAACUCAAAGUGUCUGUGAUAUUAAAAAAGAUGAAAAGUGAGGGUUGAGUAGAAAGAGUGUGAACCACAAGUAAGAAAAGUAUUUUAUGUAAAAGGAACAUUAGAGAAGAAUGAAGUAGAAAAUCACUAAAAGUGAUUAUCAAGGUGUGCUAGAAAAAGUCCAUUUUGCAAUUUGACAAAAUUGUGUUUUCUUCAGCAAAACUAAGCCAUGGAUGACAGGUUCACCUUUAGGGAUAUAGCACGUGACCCAGGGCAGAUGCAAGACUGAGCAACCUUCCUCAAGUCUUUCAGCACGGUGCUUAGGAAACGCUUUUGUACUACAUGGGGUUCAGAGUUCACAUUUCUCAUGAAAUACAAAACAUGUCAUCAAGAAAAAUUCUUUUUGACUUGGAGGACCCUAACACUUACUAAUUAAAUCUGUGUAAUCUUGUAAAUUAUUUGGUUAGAAAGGUGAGAUAUAUUUUCUACACUAUGCCUUGAAAAUGCUUGAGUUACAAUUUUUGCUUUAUUCAAUAUAUACAAAUCCAGAUUUCCCUUCUCCUAUAGGAUGAUCUUCCAUUACUUAGCCCUGCCUUUUCAAAUCAGAUACUUCCAACUAAUUUAAUAACCAGGAUACUGAGGAUAUGGAAAACAGAAGUUUUUUUGUUGUUUUUUUUUUAAAUUGUAGUCUCCCCUCGCAAUACAUAGAAUAUAACAUUGUGGAUGGCAUGAAAAGCUAUUUAUCGUGCACACCAAUUUUUAAAACGUAUUUUGGAGAAAGUUGUUUAAAUGGAAAAAUAUCUCCAUGUCUUGCCUUUAAACAUUGUUUACCAAAGCCUUUGGACACAGAAGGGAGAUGGCAAAGUUAACAUAGAGAACAAAGAAAACAAGUAGAUGAUAAAUUUUAGCCUAAUAAGAGAUAUUUUUAACAGUCAUGUGGGACAGAAGCCUAAAUAAGAUUUGCAAGCACUCUUCUGCACUACAAACUAAUUUUUAGCAAUAAUCGUUAAUGUAAAUACUUGUGAUAAUUAUGUGCAUAAUAAUAAAAGGACAAGUGCUUUCUUUUAUUAAACUUUUCAUUAAUGUAUUGUUACAGGAGAGGAAACUUAUACAUGUCCAUUAUUAUGAAUAAUGAAGUUCUACAUACAUUGCAAAAGCAAAAUUCAAGUCUCUUUCUAUAUACUCAUGAAGUAACCAACACGGAUUCAAUAAUGAUGUUGUUAAAAUCAAGCUUUGUUUCGGCUGGUGCCGUGGCUUAACAGGCUAAUCCUCCGCCAAGCGGUGAUGGCACACCGGGUUCUAGUCCUGGUUGGGGUGCCGGAUUCUAUCCCAGUUGCCCCUCUUCCAGGCCAGCUCUCUGCUAUAGCCCGGGAAGGCAGUGGAGGAUGGCCCAAGUCCUUGGGCCCUGCACCCGCAUGGGAGACCAGAAGAAGCACCUUGCUCCUGGCUUCGGAUCAGCGAGAUGCGCUGGCCGCAGCGGCCAUUGGAGGGUGAACCAAUGGCAGAAAGGAAGACCUUUCUCUCUGUCUCUCUCUCUCUCACUAUCCACUCUGCCUGUCAAAAAAAAAAAAAAGAAAGAAAAUCAAGCUUUGUUUCAAAAUCCAGUCACAUAAAUAAAUAUAUUUGAAUAUAUAUAUAAAUAUAGAGUGAUGAUCCAAGCAGUUUUGUGAUUUCUUUUAUUUUUUGAGAAAUCUUAACACAUGAAGCAAACUACAUAUCAAUAAUUAGGAAAUAUGCAGACAUGAUACACUUGGCACUGGAUCAUAAAAAGCAAAUUGUACAUUAAAUCUUCAAUAUAAUAAAAUCAUUCCUAAGAUUCCUGUUUCAAUAUCUAUUGAUUACUAUAAAAUUCAAAUGUUUUAGUAUUCAAACAUUUUAAAUACAGAUAGUCAAGUUAAAUUGAUAGAAUUGGAAAAACAGAACUUAUACAAAAUUCUUCAUUUUUAUUAUUAUCUGUGUGUUUCUUGCUUAUAUCAAAUACACUACUUAAAGGUAUGAACAGGCAAACUCCAUAGAAUCUGGAGGAAUUUCAAUUAAUAGUGAACUUCAUCUUGCAAAUGAUCUGUUCUUAGACUAUCUCUGUCAGAGACGAAUUGUAUAACUAUGAGACGUCAUUUAAUUUCAUACAGAAUACAAUGCUUACUAAAGUAUAUGUAAUACAUGUACACUAACUAGAAGUCUUCUUUGCAUAUUAUAAAGUAUUUUACUUAAUCUUAUUGAGGAGAUCAUUUAACAUAAGUUCUUAGAAGCCAACAAGAACAACAGAUUUAAAGAGUGGAGCCUUGGAAGAGAUGUGUCUUCCUGCAUCUAACACUUUUCAGUGACACUCUAGGGUCCUUGGUUGAUGAAGCUCAACAUUCAUCCAGCUGACAGACACGAAAUACUUACAGGGUCUAGAUUCAAUAUCACAAAGUUGUAUUUGAGGCAAAGACAAAACAAACUAAAAAGUUGGUACAGCGAACAACAAAAUCUCAAAUUUCUCAUUUACUAGCAGCCCAGAUAUGGUAGGCACCUUUGGGCACUAUAUCAUGCUGGGAUACACAGGAGUAAGAGACAUAGUUUUCCCAUGGAAAUGAAAUUCUUCAAAGGGACAGCAUACAGAGGUUCUUAAAAACAUGAACAUAGAGUUAGUUCUUUGAGUGUGAAGUCACAAUGGUAGUCACUUCCCUAAUGUUUACAUACAUAACCAGAAUUGACAUAAUGAUAUGACACAUUUUUGGAGUCAGUAGUAAAUAUCCCAAUCUUGGUUAGAGAAUGUCUAUUCUGUUUUAAACAGAAUUUUAUUCUGUUGUUUAACCCUUAGAUCUCGCCUUUUCUAUAAUAUAUGCAGAAGGGAGAGAGAAAUUUUAGAAGAAAACCUUGGCCACUUCCAAUAUGAAAACUGAAAAAUUCCAUGAAAAAGUUCCAAAGUAAAAUAAGGAUUAACUAGAGAAAACUGUUUUUAAGGACAAUCAUUAAAAUUCUGUAACCUUUGUUCUAUAAACACACAGCAAAUAGAGAAGCAUUUAUUAGGGGAAAUAUAAGAAACAGAUAAAGUCUUUGUCGUUUAACUGGGGCCUGAUCCUGUUAGCUUCAGUGGUGGUCCUGUUUAGCAUCAGUCCUAUUAGUCAAGAGGUCUGCCUCCACCAUCCCUCCCCAAUGCUUGGGCAGCUUGGAACUAGGGAAACUUCCAUCUACUCAGGUGGCAGUGAGAGUAGAACAGGAAAGUAAACACAUGGCUUGGUACUGGAACUUAGUAUAGCCAUGCCAGAGUAAAAUAAAACACUGAGAAAAAAAGAGCAACCAUCGUCUCCAGCUCAGUGACCCUCAAGAGACCCAAAUUAGAACUGGGCUGUAACCCUCACCCCUAGCGGGAUGGACUUAUAUUCUCGAUAUAGCCAUAUCACCUGUGGCUGGCUGGAGGUGCCUUAAGCUGUAGAUAGACUAAAGCAACAGAGAGAUUAUAUCACAUGGGCCACUCAUUAUCUCAGGGCACUGUAGGUUUUGGAUAUGAUUCUGUAUUGUGCCAACCACAGUGAUCAUGAGAUUAAUCAUUGUAUCCUCUCUUCAACAUCAGACAGCACAAGAAAUAGUCACUGUCAACUUAGAGAAAAUUAAGGAAGGUGGGUACAAGUCACUGCUUAGCAUCCAAGCGCUGAGUCCUCCACAGUGAGGCCUAGUGCAACGAGAAUCCCAUGGUUCCUGCCUGCAGGCCAAUGACUGUGGGUGGGGCAUUCAGAACUGCCUGGCUCAAGCACAGGCUCAGACCAAGCAGGGAUGGACUACUUUCUUUAAGCAGCCUCCCUACCUUCAUCCCAACCUCCCAUUCAUCCUCAUUUGUUCCAAACUUGACCUCUACAGUGGAACAGUGAGAGCGCACCCACCCACUAUGAAGCCAACCUGGAUUUACAGCACCAUCUCACACUGAACUAGCAACAGUGAACACAAGCUCAGGAACAGAAAAGCCUGUUCAAGUUCUAAAGACUAAAAGAAAGCCUAUUCCUCCCAUGUGUUGAAGCUGACUACACCAACAAGCAUCAAGAACUUUAAAUGGACACAAGAGCCAGGCCAAGAUGGAAACCACCAGGCAGAAGCACCAAAGAACAGGAGCAAAUGGGGAGGUGAGUGCGGGCUCUGGGAAGCAGGUCUUCAGCCGACAGCCCUUGGAAGUCCGCAUUUCCAGGAAGAGGCAGGAGAUGUACACUGGGAUCUCCCUGGUGCUGGGGCUGGCUUGGGUGGAUCAUAUUUUGAAAGUCUUUUCUCAUCCACAGUUAUAUAUGAUUUGCUGCUCAUAAAACUAAAGCGUUGUUGGUUCUGUGUUUAGCUGUCCUCCUAUAGGUUCCUAUGGACUUUUUCCAGCCACUUCUACUGUAUUCAGUACUUUGGGAUGGCUCUGUAAACAGAUGAAGCCAAUAAUGUAUUAACAGUACCAACUGAAAGUAUGGUUAACUGAGGUUACUAAAAAGAAAAAGCAAUUCAAAUCAAUUGGCAAUCUACAAAAAGAGUUAAAGAUUUUAAAAGCUAUUAUUAAAAUUGCUAUAUUGGUCUACUAUGCUAUGUUAUAUGUGUGUACAUAUUGUAUGUCCACAUGGGGAAAUUUUAUUAAGAGUUUUAUUUUAAAUGGCUUAUAGAUAAGAUUGUCCAUAAAUUUAAGCUGCUAAAAUCAAUCAAAGAUACAUUUUAAUUUGUGUGACCUGAAUCUGUGUAU